AUGAAGGGUUUUCAAUUAUUAGCGACGUCCCUUUUGUGUGGAAGUGUCUUCGUCGAUGCAGAAGAAUUCUUGGUUCGACUUAAAGGUCCCAAGACACUUGCCAAGAUUAUGGAGAGUCGACUUGGCAACGAACAUCUCAGAGCCUUUUCCAACGGUAAAAUAUUGCAAACUUUCUCUUUUGGUAAAUUUGAAGCGUUUACAAUGGACAUCCCUGCGGCCUAUUUGGACAGAAUACGUGGUAAUCCAUUCGUGGCAGAUAUAGUUCCCAACGUCGAAUUCAAUGUUUUCGACGGUCCUGAGCGGAGUUUCCGACACAAGUCGUCCAGAAGGCGUCCGCACUCAAACCGUAUGGGCGGAGACGAAAUCGAUUGGGACGACGAUGACGACCCUUCCGAGGACGAUUUGGUGGUGCAGAAAGAUGCACCGCGGCAUUUGGCGCGAAUUUCACGCCGCGCCCAAUUGCCCUACAACUCUGAACCCGGAUGGUCUGAGUCUUUUAACUAUUAUUACGACGAAGAAUUCGACGGCUCGUCCGUGAACGUUUAUAUCAUCGACACGGGUAUUUUCAAAGAGCACAAACAAUUUCGAGGGCGGGCCAAAUUUGGAGCAGAUUUCGUCGGAGAGGGCCCUGGAGAUCUCAAUGGGCACGGUACGCAUGUGGCCGGACUUGUUGGAUCACGCACGUUUGGAGUAGCCAAAAACUCGAAACUUUUCGAAGUCAAAGCACUCAAUUCUAAGGGCCAAGGAAAUUUGACAAGCGUCAUAAGUGCUAUUGAAUUUUCUGUGAACCAUUGUAGGAAAAGCAAGCAUGGAUGUGUUGCUAAUUUGAGUCUAGGGUCUUUCCGUAAUAAUGUUUUGAACCAAGCAGUCGAAGCAGCUUUGGAAGCUGGCUUGGUAAUUGUGGUUGCCGCGGGUAACUCAAACGCCAAUGCGUGUUGGAGCAGUCCUGCAUCUUCACAAGCAGCUAUCACGGUGGGUGCGUUCGAUGAUCGAACUGACACGAUUGCGCGGUUUUCAAAUUGGGGCAAUUGCGUCGAUAUUUUCGCGCCCGGAGUCAAAGUUGUCUCGUUGUCUAAUAUGCCGCCGUUCAAGCCCGUUGCUUAUUCCGGUACCUCGAUGGCGUCGCCAAUUAUUUGUGGUGUAGCGGCUUUACUUCUGGAUAGUGGCAUCCAUCCCUACAGCAUAAAAGAGGAACUGAUGUCUCUCGCGACUGAGCCCGCCUUUUCAAAGAGAACUUUGUUGUUCAAACCGGGGACUCCCAAUCGUAUCGUUUUCACGGGAGUCGACAAAGAUGACGAUUUUUUCGAAGACGGGGUAUACCCAGUGCUGGAUAUGGACAGGCUUGUACACGAUCUUCAAAGUUACAAUGAAGACGGACAUGUGUCAGAGGACGACGUCACGGUGCCCCUAGGCGAAAUAAAAUUGAAAAGAAGAUCUUACACGACGUUGGCGCCUCGUUAA
Messenger RNA from Lachancea mirantina, 1461 nucleotides. NCBI's taxonomy places the organism in Eukaryota, Fungi, Ascomycota, Saccharomycetes, Saccharomycetales, Saccharomycetaceae. The record is from the annotation of a GenBank genome assembly.